CAGCGCGGCCUGCUCCCCUCACACAGACAGCAGUAAUGGCGGCCGGUUAGACGUCCACACAAACAGCGCGUCCGCCAUCAGCCGCUCUCACCGCAGCUCCUCGGUCCCCGCGGCGGAGCGGAGCGGCGUCAGUCCGCCUGCGGGCCGCCGCCGCGCUCCACUCUGCACCCAAUUCUCCGAUAUAUUCCUGAAAAUUCUAAAAUAACAUGGACGAGCACCCCGGAGGAGGAGGAGGGGGAGGAGGAGUUCCAAGACAGCCGCCGCCGCAGCAGCAGCAGCCGGGGAGCAACAGCACCGCUAACCCGCCGCUCGGAGGAGGAGCCGCCGGGGCCAUGGUGCCGCAGCAGCCUGACGAGCUGUCCCGGCCGCAGCAGCAGUACACCAUCCCCGGCAUUCUGCACUACAUCCAGCACGAGUGGGCCCGCUUCGAGAUGGAGCGGGCGCACUGGGAGGUGGAGAGGGCCGAGCUCCAGGCGAGGAUCGCCUUCCUGCAGGGGGAGAGGAAAGGUCAGGAGAACCUAAAGAACGACCUGGUCCGAAGAAUAAAGAUGUUAGAGUAUGCGUUGAAGCAAGAGAGAGCAAAAUACCACAAAUUAAAAUAUGGAACAGAGUUAAACCAAGGAGAGAUGAAGAUGCCAAGCUUUGAAUCAGACACCAAAGACUCCGAGGUCUCUGCUGUUCCUGCCAACAGUCAACUCACCUGGAAACAAGGACGGCAACUCCUCAGACAGUACCUGCAGGAGGUGGGAUACACGGACACCAUCCUGGACGUGCGCACUCAGAGGGUGCGCUCUCUGCUCGGCCUGUCGGGUUCCGAACAGAACGGAUCCGUGGAGAACAAGAACCUGCAGCACCUGAUCAACGGCACGGAGCGCCGCAAAGACGCCAAGAGAAGUCCAGGUGACGUCUUGGACACGUUUAACUUCCUGGAGAACACGGAAGACAGUGACGAGGAUGAGGAUGAGGAGGGAGAUCUGAUGGACGACAUCAGCACCGAUAAACACCACAGAGCCAAGAAACACAAAACCAAGGUGGGGAACGAAGGUUUAGCCUCGGAGGACGACGCCGACACGGAGGAGGCUCUGAAGGAGUUCGACUUCCUGGUGACGGCGGAGGACGGCGAGGGAGCCGGAGAGGCGCGGAGCUCCGGAGACGGGACGGAGUGGGCGGAGCCGCUCCCGUUCCCGAGCGGCGGGGGGAAAUCCUUCCUGCUCGGCGGCUCGGAUGACGUGCUGGAGAGCGUGCUGGGUUUGGGCGACCUCGCCGACCUCACUGUCGCCAACGACGAGGCCGACUACGGCUACGACCUGCCGUCCAAUAAGGAGUCUUCAUUCAGGAAGACGUGGAACCCCAAGUACACGCUGCGCAGCCACUUCGACGGCGUGCGAGCGCUCGCCUUCCACCCCGUGGAGCCCUGCCUGGUCACCGUGUCCGAGGACCACACGCUCAAACUGUGGAACCUCACCAAGACCGUCCCCGCCAAAAAAAGUGCCUCCUUCGAUGUUGAACCCAUCUACACGUUCAGAGCCCACGAUGGUCCCGUGUUGUCGCUGGCGAUGACAUCGAGCGGUGAACAGUGUUUCAGCGGCGGCAUCGACUCCACGAUCCAGUGGUGGAACAUCCCCAGCUCCAACGUCGACCCCUACGACACUUACGAUCCCAGCGUUCUGGCCGGGUCGUGGACGGGUCACACAGACGCCGUGUGGGGAUUGGCCUACAGCGGCAUCAAGAACCGCCUCCUGUCGUGUUCGGCCGACGGCACCGUGAAGCUGUGGAACCCGACGGAGAAGAACCCCUGCAUCGCCACUUUCAAUGCCAACAAAGAGCACGGCAUCCCCACCGCCGUGGACUUCAACGGCUGCGACCCCGCCCACAUGGUGGCGUCCUUCAACGGCGGCGACGUGGUGGUGUACGACCUGGAGACCUCCCAGAAUGCACUGGUGCUGAAGGGACAAGGAGACAGCACACUGCCAGGCUCUAAUCAUAUCAAUAAGGUGGUGAGUCAUCCCACGCUGCCGGUCACCAUUAGCGCUCACGAGGACCGGCACAUCAAAUUCUACGAUAACAAGUCAGGUAAAGUCAUCCACGCCAUGGUGGCUCACCUGGACGCAGUGACCAGUCUGGCUGUGGAUCCCAACGGCAUCUACCUAAUGUCUGGGAGUCAUGACUGCUCCCUCCGUCUGUGGAACCUCGACAGUAAAACCUGCGUUCAGGAGAUCACAGCUCACAGGAAAAAGAGUGAGGAGGCCAUCUACGACGUCGCCUUCCACCCCUCCAAGGCCUACAUCGCCUCUGCCGGGGCCGACGCGCUCGCCAGGGUCUACGUGUAAACGAGCAGGAGGAUGAGGAUGAGGAGGAGGAAGGUCAAACAGUCACACAGAGACUCAGAAAGAGGCCAAGGGGACGGCUGCACACAAACAAACAGGAUUCAGGUCCGAACACAGAAUUCAGCUGCAGAGACUGGAAGAUCUGAACACACACACACAGCGUACGGAGUCAUGUGACCGACUGACGAGAGACGGUCAGCCUGCAGGUCGACACGCAGCCCUGCCAUGUUGUCGUCUGCCCCCCCCUCAGAAAAAAAAAAAAUCCCAGCUCUGACCACACUACACGCCCCCUCCCACAUAUAACACUAAGUGAUCCCCCCCAAAAGACUUUCAUGAGACUGCUGGCGUCAAAGGUCAGGAGCCUCGGCACACGCCAAAUCGUAGGAGCCCACAGUAAAAUGUUUCUUUCAGAACAGAGAGGUACAGAUAUCUUCUGAGAAAGUUUACAUUUCAUUUAAAAAUCAUUUUACAGAAUCUUGUAAAUGAAAACCUGAAAGGAAACUGUGUGACAGAAGCAGCGAGACGUCCGGGAAGCAUCCAGGCCAGUCUACGGCUCACACUGCCUCUCCAGCGGCGAGCAGCUCGCUCGGUGUCACGGCGAUCCCCAGCGCGCACACACACACACACACACACACACACACACUCACUCACACAGAGCAGCUGCUUCUGUUGGAAGAAUCACAGCCCGUUUCUUCUUGGUUCCGCUUCGCAGUGUCGUCCUGGUGGCCCCUUUUUGGCCCGCAGGCCGGAUGUUUGACACCCCUGUUGUCAAGCGUGGUGAGAGCGGCUGGAGAAAGUCUCAUGUCCAAACAAAGAUCCGUCUUGAAUCCGAGCACAGGAUUGGUCGGUGCUGCUCGCCCUCAGCCCCCCGUGUUAAAGCGACGUUACCGUGGUUACACGUUAGUGACAAAUAAUUCUAGUUUUUAUAAUCCCGUUUGUUUAUAUAUACAUAUAUAUAUAUAUAUAUAUAUCUAGAAACGUCCGGGAGGAGCAGGAGCAGCAGCAGCAGCAGGAGGAAGAGGGCUGGUAUUUAUUUAUUUCCAGAUGUAAUAUUCUGGAGUUUAAAGCAGCGUUAAAACAGUUUGUUUUUUUUAUUUAAAAAGUCACAAUCAGGUCAGUAUUCCUGAUAGAAGUAAUAAAAAUUCUCUUUCAGAUAUUCAAAACAAAAACAUGAAACAUGCUCAUUUGUAUGAGAAAGUUUUUAAAAAUGAGGUCAAAUAUUCUGAUAAUGUCAGAAAUGAAACUUUUGAAUUGUGUCAAGUCAGAGUCCCAUAAAUAUUAUCUGCUAACAGAGAAGGUGGGAAGUGCCAGUGGAUGCUCUCCAGCUGGGAAAGUGGGAAGUUUUGAAGAGCUCCACGGAGCUAACGUGACUGAAGAGUUUCUCUGUGUCGUCCUGUUGUCGGUUCGGCCUGCCCCUGGAGUGUGUGGGACCCCGGUUCGAUCCCCACUGUAUGACCGCACUGUUUGACUCACUUUGCUAGCCCGACGCAGACACUGGAGCACAAACACGGCCGAUGUAGUCACCCAUCCUGUGAGAAUUACUCAGUUUUAUAACAAUGGUGUGGUGAAGUUCCAGUAGAAUCCGCAGCCUUUUAUUAACACGCAACACCGAGUUUUGAUGGACUUCAUUAAACCAUUAAUUCUGCUCAAAUCAGCCAAUCACAGACAGGUGGGAGGUCCCUGAACGCAGCACAGGUUGUGGCCUCCUCGUCCUCUUCCUCUUCGUCUCCGCACACGGUGGGUUUUUUUUUUUUAACCUCGUCCCUGGUUUUUAUUCUCGUCGCAGCUCCGGGACAAACGUCCAGUCAGAGGCGUCCUCUGAGCAGGUUUUUGAAAGCUGCUCUCUGAUUGGCUGACACAGGUUUUAAUAGUUGAAAUGUUAUUUUUACCGUGAAGGGAUUUGUAAGCUGACGGCCGGCACUCUGUUUCCUGUGUAACGACGACUCUUCUGUUUGUGUACUGCAUGAUUAAUACAAGAAAAGUAUUUUUUCUAGUCUUCCAAAAAAAGGAAAAAAAAAGUUCUGAUCAGUUUGCCAGUUUUGAUGAGUUUUGUAAGUUUUUUUUUUUUUUUUUUCUUUGAUUUCCAAACUUCUGAGCAGCAGAUUUUAAAGACUGUACCACAUUAGCAGAAUACAGCUGUGGAAAUGUAUAUAAAAUGUCUAUAACUAUUAAAUGGUGUAAAUGUACAGAAA
This is a messenger RNA of Salarias fasciatus (jewelled blenny), 4519 nucleotides long. RefSeq names its product striatin, calmodulin binding protein 3 (gene strn3). The record is from RefSeq and is a predicted model, not a curated record. Gene Ontology annotation, cellular component: dendrite. NCBI's taxonomy places the organism in Eukaryota, Metazoa, Chordata, Actinopteri, Blenniiformes, Blenniidae. Gene Ontology annotation, molecular function: protein-containing complex binding; armadillo repeat domain binding; calmodulin binding.